GAAAAAUAACCCAAAAAGUUCCUAAAUCAUCUACGCCAGUGGUGUACCGUUACAUUACGUUUCUAUUUCGCGAAUUCAAUACUAAACAUUCCGUUACAGAGGUUAUGUGCGGUAGAUACAUCGAAAUAUUUAAGUUAAUUUAGUUACUUUUCCUGUAUUUGUUUUUAUAUUAUCUUCGAAAGAUGUUAGGAUCAGCUAAAUGGGUACUUUUGUUGUCGUUGGUUUCAAUUGUGGCGCUACAGUCUCUCGGUCAAGAGAGUAAUUAUCGACAAGGGUCCAUUGACGAUGGAAGACAAGGGCGAAACCUACUUGACUGGAUUGGAUUCGGCACUGGCCCUGAGACUGAUCCCUACUUGGCCAGAACAAAUUCUGCCUGCUUAAAUGGUGAUCUGGCAGAAUGUUUCAAAUCAAGGGCUCUCGCUUCUUUCGAUGAUUUUUUUAAUAAGCCCGAAUAUUAUCUCAGCGAAACCGCCCGUAUAAAACGGAUGCCUGAAACACAACUGCGACAAUUAGUCCAAGAACCAUAUGAAUAUUCAGAGAGUCCAAGAUCGUCGGACUCAGAGUGGGACCAACUUCUGAAGUUUGCAAAGAGGAAGGUUGAAAAAUUUCUGAAAUCCACGACUUUCGAACUCCAGUUCAACGAUGAAGUGACAGAAGCGGGUAGAUAUUCACCCCGUUUCAUUGAUGAGAUCGUUGGAGAAAUUGAUAUCAUAGAAGAUAAAAAGGAUUCUCUCUUCAAAAGAAAACAGCUGAAGAAACUUUUCAUCCCUCUUCUACUAGUCUUGAAAUUAUUCAAACUGAAACUUCUUCUUUUCUUGCCAUUGAUCCUUGGACUCGCGUCGUUCCAGAAGCUAUUAGGGUUCCUCGCCCUGAUCAUUCCAGGAGCAAUUGCAUUCUUCAAUUUCUGCAAGCCCAAUCUGAAACAAAAUGGAGGAUCUUUCUUUGGUGGUUCCGGACCACAAUAUUCCCCUGCAGGAAUCGCCUAUCAACAUCAUUAUUCCUCACCACCCACCUUUUCUCACGACUAUAAUGAGUAUCAUCAUCAUGGACAUUACAGAAAUGACGAAAAUGCCGCACAAAACCUAGCUUACAAUGGAUGGAAUGAAUACAGAAAUAAUGACGAGAAUAUUGUUGCUGAGGCGACAUCGAAGAAAUCCAUUUUACCCGAUUCGUGAAUCCUCAUAGCAGGAUUAUUCCAGGAAAUUGCUUAUACGUUAUCGACAGGUUCUAGUAUAAAUUCAAAAAUUGAGUGAAAACUGCCAUGUGAAUAAUAAUAUAGUUUAUCAAACCUUGCUCAAUUUUUGAACUGGAGAUUAAUAACCGAAAACUAUACGACAAAUAAUGAAAUUUAUCGAUAUGAAACGAUUGAGCAAAUGUUUAUAAUUUAUUUGUUUUUUUAUUUGAAUUUAUUAGGAUAUGUUUUCAUUAGUAUAUUUUAUGAAAUACUAUAAAUGUUAACUGUACAUAUUCAAACCAUUUGUAAUUAUUU
Messenger RNA from Leptinotarsa decemlineata (Colorado potato beetle), 1489 nucleotides. RefSeq names its product DUF1676 domain-containing protein Osi2 (gene Osi2). Lineage: Eukaryota; Metazoa; Arthropoda; Insecta; Coleoptera; Chrysomelidae. The record is from RefSeq and is a predicted model, not a curated record. Gene Ontology annotation, cellular component: membrane.